Patella vulgata (common limpet) is the source of this 788-nucleotide messenger RNA. RefSeq names its product adhesive plaque matrix protein 2. The record is from RefSeq and is a predicted model, not a curated record. Gene Ontology annotation, molecular function: calcium ion binding; Notch binding. The transcript has 7 exons. Gene Ontology annotation, biological process: Notch signaling pathway. NCBI's taxonomy places the organism in Eukaryota, Metazoa, Mollusca, Gastropoda, Patellidae. Bases 9 to 788 code for a protein of 259 amino acids.
AAGACCUUAUGUUAUUUGCGUGUCAGUUCUUCGAAGGCAUGUUUAACGGCGACUGCCAAACCGCCAGAGACAUCAGGGCCUCCAGAGCUACGACUCAAGAAACAACUACAGUGCCUGUCUGUGAACCUAACCCUUGUGAAAAUGGUGGUACCUGUUCACCAACUGACAAUAGUUACAGCUGUAAUUGUUCUACUGGAUAUUUUGGUAAAGUCUGUGACGUGGCUGUCUGUGAACCUAAUCCUUGUGAAAAUGGUGGUACCUGUUCACCAAUUGACAACAGUUACAGCUGUAAUUGUUCUACUGGAUAUAUGGGUAAACUCUGUGACGUGACUGUCUGUGAACCUAAUCCUUGUGAAAAUGGUGGUACCUGUUCACCAACUGACAACAGUUACAGCUGUAAUUGUUCUACUGGAUAUCUGGGUCAACUCUGUGACGUGGCUGUCUGUGAACCUAAUCCUUGUGAAAAUGGUGGUACCUGUUCACCAAUUGACAACAGUUACAGCUGUAAUUGUUCUACUGGAUAUAUGGGUAAACUCUGUGACGUGGCUGUCUGUGAACCUAAUCCUUGUGAAAAUGGUGGUACCUGUUCACCAACUGACAACAGUUACAGCUGUAAUUGUUCUACUGGAUAUCUGGGUCAACUCUGUGACGUGGCUGUCUGUGAACCUAAUCCUUGUGAAAAUGGUGGUACCUGUUCACCAAUUGACAACAGUUACAGCUGUAAUUGUUCUACUGGAUAUAUGGGUAAACUCUGUGACGGUGAGCUACAUUUUAGUUAUAUAGGGUGA